AUGGGCUGCUGCAGCAGCCGGAGCUCCGAUUCGCCGGCCAGCCGCGUGACGCGGUGGCGCUCCACAGGGAUCGUCGCGCUCCGGGACGACAGAUUGAAGGAAGUGCCAAAUGAAGUUCUACAAGUGGGCAAUUCCUUGAGAACUCUGGACUUGACAAAUAACAAGCUAGUUGAGAUUCCCCAGGAAAUUGGCAGACUUGUGAAUAUGCAAAGGCUUGUUUUGGCUGGUAAUUUGAUUGAAAACAUCCCAGCUAAUAUUGGAUACCUGCGGAAUCUUAAAAUCCUCACACUUGACAGAAAUAGGAUCUCUAUCUUGCCUGAAGAAUUGGGUUCGCUGUCAAACCUUCAGCAACUUUCUGUUUUUCAAAAUUCUUUACUGUGCCUGCCUAAGAGUGUAGGAGAUUUGCGCAAAAUGUCACUACUCAAUGUAUCUGAUAACAAACUGAAGGAACUUCCAGAAUCAAUUGGAGCUUGCAGUUCCCUGGAAGAAUUUCAGGCCAAUGGAAAUGCUAUUGAAGAUGUGCCAUCGUCAAUUUGCAACCUAGUUUGCCUUAAAUUCUUAUCACUGAAUGGCAACAAAAUUCGUCAGCUUCCGCAAAACUUACUGAAAGACUGCACGGCUCUUCAGAAUUUGUCGCUGCACGACAACCCAAUCACAAUGGACCAGUUCCAACAAAUGGAUGGAUUUGAAGAGUUUGAGGCACGCAGAAGGAAGAAAUUCGACAAGCAGAUUGAUUCAAGGGUCAUGAUGGGCUCCACGGCCCUGGAUGAAGGGGUUGAUUUCCACUGA
Messenger RNA from Miscanthus lutarioriparius, 789 nucleotides. Lineage: Eukaryota; Viridiplantae; Streptophyta; Magnoliopsida; Poales; Poaceae. The record is from the annotation of a GenBank genome assembly.